AGAAAAUGGUGAGAAUCAGUGUACUCAACGAUGCUCUCAAGGGGAUGAACAAUGCCGAGAAACGUGGCAAGAGACAGGUCAUGAUCAGGCCCUCUUCUAAAGUCAUAAUUAAGUUUCUUACCGUCAUGCAGAAGCACGGCUACAUCGGUGAGUUUGAGUAUGUUGAUGACCACCGAUCUGGCAAAAUCGUUGUCGAAUUGAACGGAAGGUUGAACAAGUGUGGUGUUAUUAGCCCUCGUUUUGAUGUUGGUGUUAAGGAGGUUGAAAGUUGGACUGCUCGUCUGCUUCCUUCCAGACAGUUUGGAUACAUUGUUCUAAGUACUUCCGCUGGCAUUAUGGACCAUGAUGAGGCCAGGAGAAAGAAUGUUGGAGGCAAGGUUCUCGGCUUCUUCUAUUGA
Eruca vesicaria subsp. sativa (arugula) is the source of this 398-nucleotide messenger RNA. The record is from the annotation of a GenBank genome assembly. NCBI's taxonomy places the organism in Eukaryota, Viridiplantae, Streptophyta, Magnoliopsida, Brassicales, Brassicaceae.